AUCAAAGCGCCACGGCCGGGGCUCGUGGCUCCGAUGGGGGGAAUUUGCCACUUUGGGGGACUAAGAAAAGGCGUCGACGGAGGGGACUCGCCAAAGACCCAGUGAAACAGGAAAGCAGCAGUUGAUCGCCCCCCGUCAGAGCUGACUCCUUUCCCUUGGGUCUGGAUCAGGUGCCUCUCAUUUCGGCGGCUGCUUUCCCAUCCCACGGCGGAAUGCUGUAGCCUGAAAUACUGUACGCGCCGGGAGAAAAGGGGAAAGGGCUCUCCUCGAGUAAAGCUGAAGACCUCCUCGCAACCAUGAAGAAGAACCAGAUCCGAAGUUGCCUGCCUGCGCUAACUCUUCUCCUGUGGAGCGUCCGCCCUGCAGGUUCUCAAGCAGUCUGUGCAGGCACCCAAAACGAGCUCAGCGUGACAGGAGAUGCCCAGCAACGGUAUCAGACACUGUAUAAAAUGUACAACAACUGUGAGAUCGUCAUGGGUAACCUUGAGAUAGUGCUCAUUGGACAAAACCAGGAUCUUUCUUUCUUGCAGACUAUCCGAGAAGUGACUGGCUAUGUUUUGAUCGCCAUGAAUGUCUUCACUUACCUGCCAUUGCAGAACCUCCGCAUGAUACGUGGGACCCAGUACUACGAGGACAAGUAUGCCCUCUAUGUGGUCCUCAACUAUGAAAAAAAUGUCACACAUGCUCUACACCAGAUGGGUUUCAAUCAACUCACGGAAAUCCUCUCUGGGGGUGUCUAUAUUGGGAAGAACAAACAGUUGUGUCACGUGAACACAAUUGAUUGGGAAGACAUCAUCCGAGAUCCAAAAUUCCAUGCAGUGGUCCAUGACAAUGGGGAGAAGUGUACUCCAUGCCAUGAAAACUGCAACAGCCAUUGUUGGGGGCCUGGUCCUGAGGACUGUCAAAAAUUGACAAAGACCAUCUGUGCUCCCCAGUGCAAUGGACGCUGCUUUGGUCCCAACCCCAACGAAUGCUGUCAUGACGAGUGUGCAGGAGGCUGCACUGGGCCUCUCAAGACAAAGUGUUUUGCCUGUCGCCAUUUCAAUGACAGUGGAGCCUGUGAAACCCUCUGCCCUCAGCCAAUGAUCUACAACAGACUCACCUUUCAGCUGGAGCCCAAUCCUGAUGCUAAAUACCAGUAUGGUGGCGUGUGUGUCAAAAAUUGCCCACAUAAUUUUGUGGUGGAUCGGACCUCCUGUGUCAGGACCUGUCCCAAUGACAAAAUGGAAGUUGACAAAAAUGGCCAGAAGAUCUGUCAGCUUUGUGAGGGACUCUGCCCAAAAGCUUGUGAAGGGACCGGUAUUGGAAGUAAAUAUCAGACAGUGGAUUCCAGCAACAUUCACCGAUUUAUCAACUGCACCAAAAUCUUGGGCAACUUGGAUUUUCUUAUCACUGGUCUAGAAGGAGACCCUUGGCACAACAUAAGUGCCCUGGAUCCAGAAAAACUCAAUGUCUUCCGGACAGUGCGAGAGAUCACUGGCUACUUGAAUAUCCAGUCAUGGCCCAAGCACAUGCAGAAUUUCAGCAUCUUCUCCAACCUGGUCACCAUUGGUGGGCGCAGCCUGUAUAACCGUGGAUUUUCUUUGCUGAUCAUGAAGAACAUGAACGUCACCUCUUUAGACUUCCGCUCGCUUCGGGAGAUCAGUGCUGGCCAGGUCUACAUCACUGAGAAUCGGCAACUUUGCUAUUAUCACACCAUCAACUGGGCACGUCUCUCUCGCCGACGUCCGGAUCUUAACAUCAGGAGUAAUAAAUCUCCCAGGAAAUGCAUUCAAGAGGGAAAGGUCUGUGAUCCUCUUUGCUCCAGUGAUGGUUGUUGGGGGCCUGGCCCAGAUCAGUGUGUCUCCUGCCGUAACUACAGCCGUGAAGGUGUCUGCAUUGUCUCCUGCGAUUUUUACGAGGGGGAGAGUCGAGAAUUUGCUCAAGGGGAUGUUUGCUUGCUGUGUCAUCCACAAUGCCGGAAGAUCGAGGGAGGCCUCACCUGUAAUGGACAAGGUGCUGAUGAGUGUGUGAUCUGUGCAAACUAUAAGGAUGGGCCACAUUGCGUUGAAAGCUGCCCAGCAGGGAUCCUUGGGGUGAAGGGACUAAUCUUCAAGUACCCUGAUGCCAACAAAGAGUGCUGGCCAUGCCAUGAGAACUGCUCCGAGGGGUGUACUGGUCCAGAGAUUGGAGACUGCAUCAUUGUGGUACAGCCUAACUCCAGGAAAGCUCCAACAGUGAUUGCUGUGAUGGUUGUGGGCUGCCUCUUCGCCUUCUGUUCAUGUGUUUUGCUCACCUUCUUGUACUGCCGUGGCAAGAAGAUUCAGAAGAAGAGAGCCAUGCGCAGAUACUUGGAGAGAGGGGAGAGUUUGGAACCUCUGGAUCCCAGUGAGAAGGCCAAUAAGGUCCUGGCUCGAAUCUUCAAGGAGACAGAAUUAAAGAAGCUGAAAGUUCUAGGAUCGGGAGUAUUUGGAACAGUGCACAAAGGUGUCUGGAUUCCAGAAGGAGACUCUCUUAAGAUCCCUGUAAGCAUCAAAGUUAUCCAGGACCCGAGUGGCCGACAGUCCUUCCAUGCUGUGACCGAUCACAUGCUAGCCAUAGGUAGUCUGGAUCAUGCAUAUAUUGUCCGUCUCUUGGGCAUCUGUAUUGGUCCCCAGCUGCAACUUGUCACCCAGCUUCUGCCACUGGGCUCCCUGCUGGAGUAUGUUCGCAAAAACAGGGAUGCCAUCGGUCCUCAACUGAUGCUCAACUGGUGUGUCCAGAUUGCCAAGGGUAUGUACUAUCUGGAAGAACAUCGCAUGGUGCACCGCAAUCUUGCUGCCCGUAAUGUUUUGGUUAAAUCCCCGAGCCAAGUACAAGUGGCAGACUUUGGCAUUGCUGAUUUACUCUACCCAGAUGACAAGAAAUACUUUUACAAUGAAAUUAAGACACCAAUAAAGUGGAUGGCACUAGAGAGUAUACACUUUGGAAAAUAUACACACCAGAGUGAUGUGUGGAGUUAUGGAGUGACAUUGUGGGAGAUGAUGACUUUUGGAGGAGAACCUUAUGCUGGAAUUCACCUUUCAGAAGUUCCUGACCUACUGGAAAAGGGAGAACGCCUCUCACAACCCCAGAUCUGCACCAUUGAUGUCUACAUGGUAAUGGUAAAAUGUUGGAUGAUUGAUGAGAACAUUCGUCCCACCUUCAAAGAACUAGCCAAUGAGUUCACACGAAUGGCCCGUGACCCUCCUCGCUACCUGGUGAUCAAGAGAGAAAGUGGGACACUAUCUCCACUUGAGCCACCCACACUCAGUGAAAAGGAGUUAGAUGAGAUGGAGACACUGGAGAUGGAAUCAGAGUUGGAGGAGGAGGAACUUCACAACCUCUUUGCCUCCCGGCAAUGGGUGGACUCCACGCGGCCUCCAAAUCUGCUGAACUCCUCUGCUGGAUACAUCCCCAUGAAUCAAAGCAGCCUCAGUGGAAAUCGGCAGGGUACAGGACUGGGCUCCCGGCAGACUUCGCGCAUAAGGCAGGAGUCGAUGGGUCGUACCAUAUCUGAGUCCUCUGAAGGACGAGGCACAGCCUCCGAGUAUGAUCUCACAGAGGAUAUGUCACUGUCUGGAAGCUUAUGCCGCAGCCUGCAGUCCCGGGGAGACAGUGCUUACCUGUCUCAGCGGGAAAGUCUCAUGCUACCAGUUGGAAAUGCUGAUGGAGAGGAAGACGUCAAUGGCUACGUCAUGCCAGAUCGAAAUGGCAGAGAGCGUGCUGCUGGUAUUGCUGCCUCCCUGUUGCAUAGCUCCAUCCCUGUGCAUGAAGUGGAGGAAGAGUAUGAAUACAUGAACCGCCGUGCUCCACAAUCCUCGCAGCCCCGGCCAGCCUCUCUGGAGGAGCUUGGUUAUGAGUAUAUGGAUCUUGGCUCAGAGCUGAGCGCAUCUUUGGGCAGUGUGCCAAGCUCCCAAUUGACUACACCUUGCAGGGAGGAUGAAGAUGAGGAAGAGGACUACGAGUACAUGAACAAACAGCCCAAACUUAGCAAGUCCCUGAGUAGCAUCCGCAGUUCUCGGGGAGACUAUACCGAUAUGGAUUCUGGCAUCACCCAGGGCUCCCCAGAUGAGCAGGGGUAUGAGGAAAUGGGUGCUGUGUUGCCCCCAGUUCAAUGUCCUGGCUGCCAGAGUCCACCCUGUCCCAAGAAUGGUUUCAUGAAACCCUUGCGCACACUGGAGUCCUCAGACUGUGCUUUCGAUAAUCCAGAUUACUGGCAUAGCCGGAUGUUCAGCAAAGUUGAUGCUCAGAGGACAUAGCUGGGGCCUGGAAACUUCCUCUGACUCUUUAUGGGUAGCUAAAACCCUUGCUCUUUAGCAGCGAUCACACUUUAUGGUGAUUGUGGACUGCAAAGGCAAACGUCUGUUCAUCUCCAAAGCCUCUGUGAUGUUGACCAUAGCAAGCAAAUAUAUCUAGACCAAUGAUGGGCUUCUCAAGAAUUACAGUUUUCCCAUCUUGCAUUGUGGAUCAACAGCCAUACAGGAGGUAUCUUUGGUUCAAAUGCUCUGGACCUGCAAGGCAAAUAGGACCAGUUGGGGAGCACAGUUCAAACUGGAAUCCAUUCCUGUAUACAACCCUAGAGUGAGGCCUGCUUCUGCAGUACAGGCUUUUGAAAGAGACUUGCUAGCUGCUGUUCUAGACAAACAUGCCCUGCCUACAGGUGGAUGACACUGGAAGCAGCUCUGAUAAAGCCAGAGAGAGCCUUCUGUGCUGUCUAGGAAAGUGUUGCGCUCUGGGACAGCCCUCUGUCCACCACAAGCAGAGCAGCCUUAAUCAUGAGCCAAGCAUGCUGAGCCUUACAGAUGGCCAGAAGGCUGAAGGGACAACCUUCUUGAGAAAAAAGAUGCCGACACUUGUUAUAUCUCCCUCUAGCAAGAUGCAUAACAGUAGAGGAGAUGAUUAAUUAUCAGGGUAGAUAUGAAGGAUAAUGGUACUUCUUCUAAGAACUUGUCACAAGCAACCUCACUGAAGAAGCCAGUGUGCCCAAGCAUGGGCUAUGAGAUGACUUUGGGUUUUGCUCCUACCUCUCAGUAAGACAUUUGGCACUCCUGGUUCUGCCUAUGUCAUGAUGUUUCAAUCUGCUGUUAGGAACCCUCAUAUCACAAUGAGAUAUUUGAGAUGGGUGGGUAUUAAUGAAGUCUGAACAUGCAGGAGGCUAACUUCCAUUUUUGGCAGUUAGAUAUUCAUGAUUACAAGCAACUUAAAUUUUAUUUCCUGGCUGUGGAAGAUCUAGCAAUCUCAAACACUGCCAAACCACAAGCAGUAGGGAGAGAGUACCAAUUAUUAUAAGGGGGGGGGGAAUCUUUCUGUUGUCCUAUGCAGAAGAAGCUAGAGGCAAAGAGAUUUUUUGAAAGGCAGUAAUCUUCAUAUUCUUUGCUAGAAAGGAAUAUGGGAUGUUUCUCAGAUUAGGAACCAAGGAAAGAGACUAGCAGUAAUUUAAGCCUUGCUACAACAAAUCGACAAUAGAGAGGAAGUCUCCUUAUUCCUGAAAUUAAUUUCAGUACUUCUGUUGGAAAGGGUAUAAGGUGGAACUCUCAGCUUUAAUGGCAUUAUUUUGAUUCUUUUGAGUCAGGCUCAUUUAUACAAGAGUGUGAUUUGGGACCAAUUUUUCCCUUUCCUCACCACCAUUCCUCCCUACCCCAAGGGCUCGUUACAGAGUACACAACCUUGACAUAACCCACGUGUUCUGGAUUGCAUCACAUAAAUGGGUAUUUACAAAAGGGAAAAAUCCAUCCCAAUUUGGGAGAGGCAAAGGUUGUGAUUUGAGCAUGCUGGGUUUGUUUGUUUGUUUGUUUUUGGAAUCCUGGUGCCGGUUUCUGCACAGUUUGAACAGCGUGUUCCUCUCUUCUAUAAUCGGUCAACAUUCUGGCCCAGCUUAGAAUUUACCAUGCAAAACACUGUUGCAGUCAGAGCAGUUAUCCAGAUUGUUUUAGGGCCCACCCUACUGGGCCCUUUGAAUUCCCAAUGUCUGACUAAAAUUUCAAUGGAGAUUUCAGAAAACCUCCAUAUGUAUCUAAUCAAGUCAGGCUGCUUUGAUGGUUUCUGGUUAAACUACUUCUUUCCCUCUAAAUCACACUGAAGGAAAAAUAAGAGUGUGUAAUAUAAAGGGAAAUUCUAUUCUUUGCCUAUGAGAGCUAUAUCCAACCAUUAUGAUGUAUUUUCAGGUGUACCUCCUUGAACUGACAGUUGAACUCAGCUGGAUUUAAACUGACCUUGAGUUUCAAGGGAUUUUAAAGGAAUCCAUUGCAGGUUCUUAGACUCUGACCAUUAGUGGUCCUUUGCUACUGCUGAUUCUGGGGAACACAAAAUGCUGAUAGAACAAAUCAACUCUGUUCCUGUCCAGAUCAGAAUUCCUUAAGGUACAAUCAUACCUGAAGGGCUGAACACUGCCCAAUUCAUCUGGGUCCUGCCAAUUAGAAGUGCUAGAAAACCAUAUACAAGAGAAGGAUGCUAGAGAUGCUAGUAGGCUGCCCUCUAGUGAGUAAACGACAUAAAAUGUACUGCUAUUUGACUGAACUGAGAAAUUCACUAAAAUGAAAUCUUUGAGGAAAUGGGAAAUACAAAUUUAUUCUCCUCGUUCAUUAAAUGCUUCUCCCAUUCUUUCUGCCUACAUAGCAGAACAAAUAUGGGUAAAACAUUUUAAAUAUAUGAAAUGAAAUGAAAUGAAAUGAAAAAUGAAAUGAAACGAAACGAAACGAA
Python bivittatus (Burmese python) is the source of this 6699-nucleotide messenger RNA. It is a transcript of the gene ERBB3, whose product is annotated as erb-b2 receptor tyrosine kinase 3. Gene Ontology annotation, biological process: neurogenesis; positive regulation of cell population proliferation; positive regulation of kinase activity. NCBI's taxonomy places the organism in Eukaryota, Metazoa, Chordata, Lepidosauria, Squamata, Pythonidae. The record is from RefSeq and is a predicted model, not a curated record. Gene Ontology annotation, cellular component: plasma membrane; signaling receptor complex; basal plasma membrane. Gene Ontology annotation, molecular function: neuregulin receptor activity; neuregulin binding; ATP binding.